Molecule: messenger RNA, 522 nt
Organism: Hemiscyllium ocellatum (epaulette shark)
Lineage: Eukaryota; Metazoa; Chordata; Chondrichthyes; Orectolobiformes; Hemiscylliidae
Product: mannan-binding lectin serine protease 1-like
Exons: 4
Coding region: 1-522 (173 amino acids)
Molecular function (GO): calcium ion binding; serine-type endopeptidase activity
Source: RefSeq, a predicted model, not a curated record
AUGCUUCCGGCACUUCUUGGCUUUCCAUUGAAUGAGAGGUUUGGGGAAUUGCAAUCUCCCGGUUUUCCAAGUGCAUAUGGAGAUAAUAUCUACCAGACCUGGAACAUCUCUGUCCCCAGUGGAUUUGUGAUAAAACUGUAUUUCUCACACUUCAACCUUGAACCAUCUUAUCGCUGUGAAUAUGACCACAUUAAGAUCCUGACAGAUGGAAAACAGUUGGCCAAGCUGUGUGGCGAGACUAGCACAGAUACAGAAGAGGUUCCCGGUGACAAACGAUUCUACUCCACAGGGAACAACAUGACAGUGAUAUUCAGAACUGAUUACUCAAACGAGAAGAAUUACACCGGAUUUGCUGCACAUUAUGCAGCCGUAGACAUUGACGAGUGUGAUCAGACAGCUUUUGAAGAACCAUCCUGUGACCAUUACUGCCAUAACUAUCUGGGAGGGUACUACUGCUCCUGUAAGCCAGGUUACUUCCUAGACUCAGAUAACAAGAUCUGCAGAGUCAUCCGCAAAGUGUAA